Molecule: messenger RNA, 807 nt
Organism: Thrips palmi
Lineage: Eukaryota; Metazoa; Arthropoda; Insecta; Thysanoptera; Thripidae
Exons: 2
Coding region: 147-779 (210 amino acids)
Source: RefSeq, a predicted model, not a curated record
GACUGGCUCAAUAAAAGCAGACUCCUCCAGCCUUGGAGCAUCACAAUCCAGCGAGCGCUCCCAGCGGACAUACGCCAGCAGCAGCCCCCAGCGGACCGACCGUCCCAGCCUUGAACGCGGCACCGCAGCGGCGUCGCCCUCCAGCCAUGAAGCUUGUCCUGGUCUUUGCACUUGCGAUGGUCGGCGUGGCCAUGGCCGUCCCCUUCGGCGGCUACGGCAGCUACGGCCAUGACCAUGAUGAGCACGAGCGGAUCGACCACCAUGAGGACCACCACGAUGACCACCACGACGACCACCACGAAAAGAGCGACCAUGAGGACGACUACCACCACCACCACGGCGACUACAACAAGAAGCCCCACCACCACGAGGAGCACGAAUACAAGCCGCCCCACCACGAGGAGCAUGAGUACAAGCCUCAUCACCACGAAGAGCACGAGUACAAGCCGCCCCACCACGAGGAGCAUGAGUACAAGCCACCCCACUACGAGGAGGAGCACGAGUACCCCAAGCCUCCCCACCAUGAGUACCCCAAGCCUCCUCAUCAUGAGUACCCCAAGCCUCCCAGCCACGAGUACCCCAAGCCCCCCAGCCACGAGUACCCCAAGCCCCCCAGCCAUGAGUACCCCAAGCCCCCCAGCCACGAGUACCCCAAGCCCCCCAGCCAUGAGUACCCCAAGCCUCCCCAUCACGAGUACCCCAAGCCCCCCAGCCACGAGUACCCCAAGCCACCCCAGUAUGGAGGCUACCACCACGGAGGCGGCAGCUACCACGGCUGAAGAUGACCUGUCCGGCUGCUACCUGUCA